This is a messenger RNA of Pectinophora gossypiella (pink bollworm), 1813 nucleotides long. RefSeq names its product U4/U6 small nuclear ribonucleoprotein Prp4 (gene U4-U6-60K). Gene Ontology annotation, molecular function: U6 snRNA binding; protein binding; U4 snRNA binding. Gene Ontology annotation, cellular component: U4/U6 x U5 tri-snRNP complex. The record is from RefSeq and is a predicted model, not a curated record. Gene Ontology annotation, biological process: mRNA splicing, via spliceosome. Bases 159 to 1763 code for a protein of 534 amino acids. The transcript has 14 exons. NCBI's taxonomy places the organism in Eukaryota, Metazoa, Arthropoda, Insecta, Lepidoptera, Gelechiidae.
UUGACAACAAUACGUACUUUUACUCCGGUUUAUAUUUUUGUUAAUAUCCCAAACAUUUCAAUUAAAACCUUCUCCAAACUUACUAAGUACCUUCUAUAACUUAAAUUCCUCUCUUAAUACAUUUGUCUUCGCUUGGAAACUACAAACAUAACCUCAAAAUGUCUGAUGAUGAGAGUUUGAUUCCUGCAAAGAAAUCCAAACAGUUACAUUAUGGAUCCCUUGAGGAGCAGGAGAAGGCCCGGCUGGCCGCCAUCGCGGCUGCAGCGAGGGAAGGCGUCGAAGAUAAUGGCGGAAAGGAGCUGGGAGACAUUCAAAUUUCUAGUGAAUACAUGGAGUUGGAGGAGGAGAUGUCCCGGGACAAGAAGGCGCUGCUAGAGGAGUUCGAGCGCAGGCGGAAGGCCCGCCAACUGAAUGUAUCUACUGAUGAUGAUGAGGUCCGGAGAAGUCUAAGACAGCUGGGCGAGCCGGUAUGCCUGUUUGGAGAGGGGCCCGCAGAGAGGAGAGUCAGACUGAGGGACCUACUCAGCUAUUUAGGAGAAGAUGCGAUAAACAAGGCGUUGGAGGAGGAGGAAGCUAGGAUAGAGAGGGACAAACGCCACGAGGGCACCUGGUACCACGAGGGGCCAGCCUCGCUGCGGGACGCCAGGAUAUGGAUCGCACGGUACUCCCUGCCGCGGGCCAAACAGAGGCUGGCCCUGUCCCGCGCCGAGCGCCAGCAGCCGGGCUCCGCCCGCGCCGCCGCGCGCCAGGAGGCGCAGCGCCGGGCCGCCGCCCUCACCACCUACUGCAGCCAGAUCGGCGACACUCGGCCGAUAAGUUUCUGUAGAUUCAGCAGCGACAGUAAAAUGCUGAUCACGGCUAGCUGGUCUGGUCUGAGCAAGGUGUGGUCUGUCCCGGACUGUGUCCCGCUGCAGGUGCUGAAGGGGCACACUUGCAACGUCUCCUGCGCCGUGUUCCACCCCAGCGCUGUGAUGCCGCACCACUUCCAGGACAAGAUAAAUACAUCGAAAGAAGAGGACCCUCAAGCGAUGGAUGCUCAAAUUAGCGACGAGAGGUCGGAAGUAUGCUCUAUGGCGACCUGCGCCUAUGACGGCUCAGUGCAUCUGUGGAACUUCAAUAGCGAGUCCCCGCUGGCAUCUCUUCCCGGGCACUCACCGUCGCGCGUGGCUCGCCUGGCCUUCCACCCAUCAGGGCGAUACCUCGCCACCACGGUCUUCGAUCACUCCUGGAGACUAUGGGACUUGCAUACAGCCACGGAGGUUUUACAUCAAGAAGGACACGCUAAGCCAGUUUACAGCGUUGCAUUUCAAUGUGACGGGUCGUUGGCGGUUACCGGCGGUAUGGACGCGUUCGGCCGCGUGUGGGACCUCCGCACGGGGCGCUGCGUGAUGCUGCUGGAGGGCCACCUGGGGCCCGUGCUGGGCGUGGACUGCUCGCCGCAGGGGGACCAGCUGGCCACCGCCGCCGCCGACCACCAGGCCAAAAUCUGGGAUCUAAGAAGCAGGAGGACAUUAUAUACUAUUCCCGCUCACACGCACAUGUUGAGUGAUGUCCGUUACCAGCGAAGUCAUGGCCAUUACCUGCUCACCUCCUCAUACGACCGGAGCGCGAAGCUGUGGUCUAACCCCGGCUGGCACCCACUCCGGACCCUCUCCGGACACGACAACAAGGUGAUGUCGGCCGAUAUAUCGUUUGACAACAAGUACGUCGCGACUGCCUCCUACGACCGCACAUUCAAACUAUGGGCACCGGAUUUAGCUUAAGUUAUUGCAUAAGUUAUUGUAUUUAUAACGAAUAAAGUUGAUUACAAGUA